This is a messenger RNA of Raphanus sativus (radish), 333 nucleotides long. Its product is annotated as egg cell-secreted protein 1.4-like. Lineage: Eukaryota; Viridiplantae; Streptophyta; Magnoliopsida; Brassicales; Brassicaceae. The record is from RefSeq and is a predicted model, not a curated record. Gene Ontology annotation, biological process: regulation of double fertilization forming a zygote and endosperm; regulation of protein localization to cell surface; double fertilization forming a zygote and endosperm. Gene Ontology annotation, cellular component: extracellular region; vesicle. The transcript has a single exon. The coding region runs from base 1 to 333 and encodes 110 amino acids.
AUGGAAAGCAAAUCAAGAGCUAUUGCUUCCUUAGUACUAGUUGUUGUCUUAAGUGUUUCAGGUUUGAUGACUCCACUAGUAGUAGUAGCUCAUGAACAACCACCACAGUCUCCUAUGGACAUAGAGAAAUGUUGGUCAUCUCUCUUUAACGUCAAUGGAUGCGUACUCGAGCUCUACAAAUCAGUAUUCUCUGGGAAAUUUGGAAAUGUUGGAGUCGCGUGUUGUAAAGCAUUUUCGACCAUUGAUGCUAACUGUUGGCCUCAUAUGUUUCCUUUGAACCCUUUCUUUCCACCUCUUAUCAAAGACAAUUGUGCACACAUUGUUCCACAGUGA